Penicillium brasilianum is the source of this 2794-nucleotide messenger RNA. Lineage: Eukaryota; Fungi; Ascomycota; Eurotiomycetes; Eurotiales; Aspergillaceae. The record is from the annotation of a GenBank genome assembly.
CAGAGCUCUCCAUCUCCAACACAGACGGUCACCCCAAGCACCUCGGAGAAAUGGCCGGUUCCAAGGCUGCCCUUGGAUCCUCAAAGAUGGAAUCAACCCCAAAAUCCUCAAAGUCCCACAAGCGAAAGCGAGAUAUCGAAACCUCUAAUGCGACGACGCCAACUCCGACCAAGAAACACAAGAAGCGCGAAAGGUUGCCUUCCACCACCGGAGAUGGAAGCGCCACUAAGCGGGAACGACUGAAAGAUAACCUCCAAGGUAGCGAUUUUGACAAAGAAACCCGGAAAGAGAGCGCCUCUCCAGAAAAGCGCCGGAAGGAUCGACUUGAUGAAUCAGGCAAAAACACAAAGGAUGGCAAACGAAAGAGCUCUGGGCAGGACAAUCCAGAAGAUUCUGAACCUGCAGCUGCGCACUCUAAGUCUGGGGAGGAGAAGGAGGAGAAGGAGGAGGCAGAAUCUUCUGAAGAUGAGGGCAAGCGCCGCAAGUCAUCGAAAGCGAAACAUGCGGGCAUCCUGUCCAAGUUCGAGCGGACUAAAACGGCGGCAAGCGCAAAAGCAAAAAAAGCCAAAACAGCGACUCCGGAAGCCGAAGGAGCAACAGAGCUGAAUGUCGAGCCUGUCAUUGCCCAAGGUCUUGAGCCAUUGCCUCAGCCAGAGAAUCCGCCCGAGGUGACGGAGGCGCCCACAUACUCCUCCUUGCCUCCAUGGCUAGCGAACCCUCUGCGAGCGUCGGCAAAUGAACGAGCUAAAUUUUCAGACCUGGGAAUCAAGUCUGACCUUCUGCGCAUCCUCGAGCAGAAUGAUUACAAGGAGGCAUUCGCCGUGCAGUCAACGGUCAUCCCUUUGCUGUUGGACGGCAGUAACAGUCACCCAGGUGAUCUCUGUAUCAGUGCUGCCACAGGCUCAGGAAAAACCCUUUCCUAUGUUCUCCCGAUGGUCACGUCCCUCACUCCCAGAGCUGCUUCUAGACUUCGAGGACUCAUCGUUGUCCCUACCAGAGAACUGGUCAAGCAGGCCCGUGAAGCAUGUGAGCUGUGUGCCUCCGGUUCGCGCCUGCACAUUGGAAGUGCAGUGGGUAAUGUGGCAAUCAAAGAGGAGCAGAAGCAUUUGAUGCGGGUCGAUCAGAUUUACAAUCCCGCAACCGUUGCUCAACGACAGAAGUCAGGGUUGCAGGGUAACGACUGGAUGGACUUCAGCCUUGAAGACUGUGUCAAUGAAGCAGUAGACUCAACUGGAUACUUGCCUGGCUAUAUCCAGCGAGCCGAGCCAAAUGUGGAUAUUUUGAUUUGCACACCCGGUCGACUUGUUGAUCACCUUCGAUACACGAAAGGGUUCACCCUCAAGCACCUUGAAUGGUUGGUAAUCGACGAGGCCGAUCGUCUGUUGAAUGAGAGUUUCCAAGAAUGGGUGGAUGUGGUCAUGGGGUCGCUCAACUCACGUCAAGAUCCCGAGACCUUUGGACCCGGAGGUCAACUUCUGUCUGAGCUUAGACUUCCAAUCGAUACUCAUCCUCCCCGCAAGGUGAUCCUGAGCGCGACAAUGACCCGAGAUAUCACCAAACUGAACUCUCUGCGUCUGGACAACCCUAAGAUGGUCAUCGUCAGUGCUGAGAGUACCACGGAUGGAGAAGAUCUAUCUGCGUCCCAUCCAGAUGCUCACUAUACUUUGCCAUCAACUUUGCAGGAGCACAUUAUUGCUGUCGAUGAUGCAUCCCAGAAGCCGCUUUACCUCCUGCGCCUUCUUUUGUCACACAUCAAGAUCAGCGGUGCGGACAAGAGCCCCAAGACGCAAGCUCCUGCUUCUACUGGGUCCGACUCUGAGAGUACCAGUUCCGAUGAUACCAGCUCCGACGAAUCUUCUGAUGAUGACACUUCUGAUGAUGACACUUCUGACGAUGACACUUCUGACGACGAGACUUCUUCCUCGGGCUCAGACUCUGAUUCCGACUCCGAAGUCUCGUCCGACUCGGAUUCCGAUUCAUCUAGUGAUUCAUCAACAGACGAAUCUUCUGAUUCUGAGGAUGAAGCCAUUGACAUCGCGCCUGCAGUUGGCUCCCCCCGUACGACAGUCCUUAUCUUCACCAAGUCCUCUGAAGCUGCAUCACGUCUAUCCCGCCUUAUCUCCCUCCUUCAUCCCCCACUCGCCGACUGCAUGGGAACCAUCAUCAAAUCGAACAAAUCGUCUGCAUCUCGCAAGACACUGGCAGCGUACCGUCGCGGCCGUAUCUCCGUCAUUGUUGCUACUGAUCGUGCCUCUCGUGGUCUGGAUCUUCAGUCAUUGACCCAUGUCAUCAACUAUGAUAUCCCGCCCAGUGUGCCUACCUACGUGCAUCGUGUUGGCCGAACCGCCCGUGCCGGCCGCGAAGGCUCCGCAUGGUCUCUGGUCGCCCACCGCGAAGGCAGAUGGUUCUCCAACGAAAUUGCUGCCAGCGUUGAAGGUCGUAUCACGCGCACUGCCAGUAUUGAUCGGGUCCGUGUGAAGACGGAUUCUCUCAAGUCACUCCAGUCCAAGUAUGCGACAGCUUUGGACCAGCUCGAAAAGGAGGUCAAAGUCGGCAGGGCAAGCUCAUCCAAGCGGGCUUGAAUUAUGCCAUCAAUAGCAUCUUACAAAUGCUUUAUAUGAUAGUCCAUGCAUAGCGUCCUCUGUAUCUUAUUGUACCCCCUCUUGUAUACUACAUCAAGAACAUUUUACUUGACCGCCUUCAAACCUUCAUUGGUUCUGUCAUGAUUAUCAGGCCUCUCUUUGAAACUCAGUUCCAACCCGUACUCUGAAGGUAUAGAGUGAAAUCAUCAAAU